CACACGUCGCUCUCCACCAUCUUCAUUCUCUCUGCUCUCUGCUCUCAGUGCCUCUCAGCUCUCGAACGCACCCAUCUAACAGUUCGACUCCUCUCUCAUUCUCAUCAUCAUCAUCGUCAUCCUCAUCAUCUCUUCUUCAGUUCAGUCUAUGAUCGAGGUUCUCUGGCAUUGAGUGUGGUUCUCCAGUGAUCAAGAUCGGCGCAAAUCUCCAUUUUUUUUGCCCCGAGAGACAGCAAAGAUAUUCUGUUCAUAGUUUUUGUAGUUAGUUUAGAUAAACCAUAGUAGAUGAUGGCUUCACCUGCUCUUGACUCGCCCUGGCCAACCUCGGCAAGAGAGUCAUUAUUUUGUGGAUCUUUCAAUAUACAUAUGGAGGAAGAGAUUCCUGCCGAUAUUAUACCUGUGCUGGAAGACCCGACCUCUUCUGUGUCCUAUAGCCAUACUAUCCCAAAACCACCUCCUGUUCCUAUUAAUGCCUAUGCAGGAAACAAAUAUAUCAAAAGGCUUUCAGGGAGUUGCUCUGUCCCAAAGGAAACAAUAGAUACAUGGGAUAAGCUUUUCAAAGAAGGAUGUGGCGCUGAUGCGUAUAUUAUAACCGAGGGCAACUCAUGUAUUCCAGCUCAUUUGAGUGUACUGACUCUUGCAUCACCAGUGCUAGGUAAUUUCCUAUGGCAAUCAAAAGUACAAAAUGGAAUGAGAUACAUCAAGAUUCCUGGGGUACCUUAUGAAGCUAUCUACACAUUCAUUCGCUUUCUUUACUCAUCAUGCUAUGAAAAGGAAGAGAUGAAGAAAUAUGUUCUCCAUUUGUUGGUUUUGUCGCACUCCUACUCAGUUCCGUCACUGAAGAGAGUUUGUAUAUACUUUCUUGAGCAGGGAUGGCUUACCAAAGAAAAUGUGGUCGACGUGCUUCAAUUGGCAAGGAACUGUGAUGCACCACGGCUCUCUUUGAUCUGUGUACGUAUGAUUGUGAAGGAUUUUAAGGCCAUAUCUUCAACUGAAGGCUGGAAAGUGAUGAAAAAAGUUAAUCCUGCACUUGAACAAGAGCUGCUAGAGUUUCUUGUUGAAGCAGAUUCUGGGAAAGAGGAGAGGUUGAAGAAAAAAGAAGAGAAAAAAGUAUACUUGCAACUGUAUGAGGCAAUGGAAGCCCUCCUUCAUAUAUGCAAGGAUGGAUGUAGGACAAUUGGUCCCCGUGACAAAGUGUUUAAAGGAAGCCAGGUUGCUUGUGGUUUUCCUGCUUGCAAGGGGCUUGAGACUUUAGUUCGUCAUUUUUCCAGCUGUAAAACCCGGGUACCUGGUGGCUGUGUUCACUGCAAACGCAUGUGGCAGCUUCUUGAGCUGCACUCUCGUAUUUGCAAUCAGCCUGAUGCAUGCAAGGUUCCGUUGUGUAGGCAUUUCAAGGAGAAAAUGCAGCAGCAGACCAAGAAAGAUGAGGCUAAGUGGAAGCUGUUGGUGAGUAAAGUGCUAGCAUCAAAGGAUGCUCUGUGGCCAAUCUCUGGUCCACGGUCAAGUUUAUUAUGACCUUCUGUAUAACAAGCAAAAUGUACAAUGAAUCCUAAUCUGGUAAAAUAAAUGUAAUAAGAAUCCAAGGCUGUUGAUUUUGGUCCUUUAAAUUAAAGUCUAAUUCAACUCCUCUUGGAGUGUAACCCAUUGGAUUUCAGUACCCUUUUCAGUUCUCAC
Molecule: messenger RNA, 1674 nt
Organism: Fragaria vesca subsp. vesca
Lineage: Eukaryota; Viridiplantae; Streptophyta; Magnoliopsida; Rosales; Rosaceae
Product: BTB/POZ and TAZ domain-containing protein 3-like
Exons: 7
Coding region: 286-1515 (409 amino acids)
Molecular function (GO): protein binding
Source: RefSeq, a predicted model, not a curated record